This is a messenger RNA of Cryphonectria parasitica EP155, 303 nucleotides long. RefSeq lists its product as uncharacterized. NCBI's taxonomy places the organism in Eukaryota, Fungi, Ascomycota, Sordariomycetes, Diaporthales, Cryphonectriaceae. The coding region runs from base 1 to 303 and encodes 100 amino acids. The record is from RefSeq and is a predicted model, not a curated record. The transcript has 2 exons.
AUGAUGCCCUCUUUCACCAACGCGGUCGUGCUCGCUCUUUGCCUGGGCGCUCUCCCUUCGACUUUCGGGAGCCCUACUGGCAACAGAGAGAUCACAGCGAGGGCUAAAUCGUAUACCGUCACCUGCCCGGCCGUGACCAAGGUGCUUGGCGGCAAGACUGAGACCAUCUUGACUGCGGCUGCGGCCAAGACCAAGUGUACUGGCGCGGCGUACGGGUAUAACUGCAACCUCGAGGGCAUGAUUGGAUGGACGGAGAGGCCGAACAAGGAGGAGUGCGGCGGGUGCAAGUGCUCGCUGGUGUGA